AUGGCAGCAAGCGUGGUGUCUUCAGCAUCGCUAAGGCCGAAAAAGCCCAACAUCGUAUUCAUCAUGACAGAUGAUCAGGACCGCCGGCUUGGCUCAACUGAUUUUCAAAGCAUUCUACAUCGUGAGCUGAUCUCAAAAGGAACUGAGUUCACCAAUCACUGGACCACCACAGCGCAAUGCUGUCCCAGCCGUGCAGGUCUGUUGCGAGGUCAGCAGAGCCACAAUACCAACAUCACACAUGUUAGCGGUGCAGGAGGGAGUUAUGAUAAAUGGACUCUAGCCGGCGAAGACAACGACUACUUGCCGCACUGGCUGAAGAAGGCAGGCUAUAGAGUUGAAUAUAUAGGAAAACUUCUCAACGGAUACAACACAGUUAACUAUAACAGUCCGGCACCGAAAGGCUGGGACUUCAUCAAUAGUCUAACGGACCCUUACACAAUGGACUUCAACAACAUUGUGAUGUCCGAGAACGGCGAGCGACCACGACAUUACCCUGGCUUCCACCAAACAGACAUUGUUCGAGCACAGUCUCUAGACAGGCUCGAGUAUCUUACAUCUCAGGAAAAGACGUUCUUCUUGACGAUAGCCCCCACCGUUCCACAUGAAAACUACAACUUCUACGCUCCAGUCCCACUUCUCCGGCACAAGGGCCUCUUUCCCAACGUCACUUCUCCAAAGCCCCCCAACUGGAAUCCCCCAGAUGAACUUCAAAUGCAAAAGUCUAAUUGGAUGAAGAAAUUGCGCCAAUUGAACGAGACAGAAAUAGCGCAAGGUGAUUGGCUCUUCCGUCAGAGAAUCGAGUCACUUCAGGGAGUGGACGAGAUCAUUGAAGAUGUUGUACAGUUGCUGGAGGACAAACAAAUCAUUGAAAACACCUACAUCAUCUACACCACAGACAACGGUUGGACAAUCGGAGCCAACCGUGUCGCAGCCGGUAAAGCCACUCCGUACGCAGACGACACAAACCUCCCAUUUGUUGUCCGAGGCCCUGGAGUGCCCAGCGGCGUCAAAUCUUCUCUCCCCGGAUCGCAUGUUGAUCUCGCUCCAACAUUCCUAGAAAUCGCUGGCGUCAACCCCGAAGACUUUCCUCCAUUUCUCGAUGGUUGCAGUCUCUUUGACCAAUGGCUUCAGCCUGACUCAGACUACAAAAGCCAGAACCAAGGGGUAGGCAGGGAGUUGCUGAACGUGGAGUUCUGGGGCUCCAGAAUCAUCGAGGCACCCGCUGCGUCUGAAGUUGGAACGAUUCUGAACAACAGCUACAAGACUCUGCGGUUGGUUGGGAAUGAAUUCUCGUGGUUAUUUGUGAAGUGGUGCACCAACGAGAUGGAGCUCUACAACACUCAGGAUGAUCCUUACGAACUCGUCAAUCUGAUAAACUCCACUGACACCUCACUUCAGCGACUGCUCACCCGCCUCAAUGCAAUUCUCCUGGUCACCAAGUCCUGCACCCAGGGAACCUGUCGCGACCCCUGGACCGUCCUGCAACUGCCUAAUUCUUCCCAAAUCACGACGCUCACCGAAGCCCUAUCUUCUGAUCACGACGCUUUCUUCGCUUCUAUACCGCAAGUUCAUUUUAAUGGGUGCAUGCAGUACCAGUAUAUCCCCAACGAAGGCCCUUUCUACCCUGUGGGUGCGGAGGAAGGAUUGAGCAAAUUCCGGCAAUCGACAGAUAACUUUGUGGAGACCAGCGCAGUCAAGGUCAUCAAGUCGGAUCUCACGAAAUUUUACGGCGGACCUGAGCAGAGGAAUGUGAAGUGGGCCGAGAUACUUGCGGCCUCGAGGCCGCUGACGGACGAGGAACUUGGAUCAAGCAUUGAUUCGAGAAGUUUUGAGGAGCGUGAUAUCCUAGAGUGGUACAACUGA
Colletotrichum siamense is the source of this 1863-nucleotide messenger RNA. It is a transcript of the gene ARS-0, whose product is annotated as Arylsulfatase. The record is from RefSeq and is a predicted model, not a curated record. NCBI's taxonomy places the organism in Eukaryota, Fungi, Ascomycota, Sordariomycetes, Glomerellales, Glomerellaceae. The transcript has 7 exons. Gene Ontology annotation, molecular function: N-acetylglucosamine-6-sulfatase activity; glycosaminoglycan binding. Bases 1 to 1863 code for a protein of 620 amino acids.